AAAAUAUUGAGAUUUUAGUCUAUAUUAUUAAACCCGGGAACAGCCCCACAAUAUCAGCUCUCAGUUGAUAGCAUAUUCAAGCCAUCGAUCCAGCGACGAACUCAGUUCGUUUUCAACAUGCGUGCGCUUCAGUACCUCCUGCUGCUGCUCGUCAUUUCCAUCGGCUUGGCGGCUUCAGUGCCUCGCCAGCGUCGUCAGAUCGAUCUCACGGUUUCGGCGGACCACGACGACAAGGACGACGAGACGGAACUGGCGCUGGAGGCCAUCGCCGGUCUGUGGAGCAGUGCAGACAGUCGGACGAAGAUCGAUGGAUCAGCCAGCUUGGUGCAUCGCACACACGGAACACAAUCGGGUUCCGAGCAGGACUUUCGCGUGGGAGUGCGCAUUACAUUCGACAAAUAGCGAACGGAGUUCCAGACUAAGGGCAAAAUCGAGCGAUUGCGUGAGGAAAGUGAGGCCACUGUAUAAACAAUCCCACUGACGGAUAGAUAACAUUUUGACCUUCGCAGGCUUGGUUUUGUAGAGAAUAUAGAGAACAUUGAUGAAAAUACAA
Molecule: messenger RNA, 553 nt
Organism: Drosophila santomea
Lineage: Eukaryota; Metazoa; Arthropoda; Insecta; Diptera; Drosophilidae
Exons: 2
Coding region: 118-402 (94 amino acids)
Source: RefSeq, a predicted model, not a curated record